AUGCAUAUCCUUGACCUAGAAGCUAAACUCGACCAACUCGCUUCCGAGAAUCGUUACCUACAGGAUGCCAUCGAUCAAACCACACCAUCACAUCCUUCGCUCGAUGACAAUCUUGGUCUUCAAGAUAUGCUCAGAACACGUGACAUGCAACUCCAUGAAAAAGAUGCAGAGAUCCAACAGAUCCGAUCUUUACUCGAGCCACUGCAACGAGAAAUUGCAAAGUUGACUGAUGUCAACAAUAAUCUCUUCGAAGUCAAUCGAAGCUUCACGGCCAACAAUGAUGUUUCAUACACUACUUUGCAGAACGAACAUGCAAAUGCUCACAAGCAAAUACAGCAAACGGGCCAUGAACUUGAAAGUCUCAAGAGACAACACCAUGAGCUUAGUGACAAUAUGGAAGACAUUGUUCGGCAGGAGAUUGCCAAUGCAUUGGAAGAUAAAAAUGCUGAGAUCAGAAAACUACGCGAGGAGCUUAAUCUGGCUAGUCAACAGAUCCGCCUUCUUCAGAGUGAGAUCCUUGCGUCCAAGGGCGACAACUACCUCACGGUCCGCGACGAAGACUACUUUGAUGCAUCAUGUCAGAAGCUCUGUCAGCAUGUUCAGCAAUGGGUUUUACGCUUCUCAAAAUACUCCGACAACCGCAUGUGCCGUUUGACUUCAGACUUGACGGAUGAGAAAAUCGCAGCUAGACUCGACAAUGCCAUACUGGAUGGCUCCGAUGUUGACAAACUGCUCGGCGAUCGCAUCCGCCGCCGCGACGUCUUCAUGUCUGUAGUCAUGACCAUGAUCUGGGAAUACGUGUUUACUCGAUACCUCUUCGGCAUGGAUAGGGAACAACGCCAGAAACUCAAGUCACUGGAAAAGAUACUAUCAGAAGUCGGUCCUGCACGUGCGGUAGCACAGUGGAGAGCAACCACCUUGACGCUUUUGUCUCGCCGACCAGCGUUUGCAACACAACGUAAUCUCGACACUGAAGCCGUGGCUCAAGAAAUAUUUGCCGUGUUGUCUGCUUUGCUGCCGCCUCCUGCGCAGUUGGAAGCACAGAUCUUGUCGUCGUUGCGCAAUGUGUUGCGUCUAGCCGUCGAGCUGUCCAUCGAAAUGCGCAGCCAGAAAGCAGAGUACAUCAUGCUGCCGCCUCUGCAGCCCGAAUACGACACCCAAGGCGACUUGAUACGCAAAGUGCACUUCAACGCUGCUCUCAUGAAUGAACGCUCUGGCGAAUACAACAGCAAUGACGAGUUAGAGAAGUCCCAGGCGGUGGUGAAGAUUGUACUGUUUCCGCUUGUGGUGAAGAAGGGAGAUGAUAGUGGGGAAGGCGAGGAUGAGAUUGUGGUUUGUCCUGCUCAGGUGCUUGUUGCUGGGUCCAAGCAAGGGAAAAAGGUCGUUAGGGUGUUGAGUGGGGCUAUGGAUAUGGACAAUCCUAGGAAAAGCAAUCAGAGUAUUAUUUCUGGGUUGGAGAGUGGGAAUAUGAUUUGA
Molecule: messenger RNA, 1476 nt
Organism: Aureobasidium namibiae CBS 147.97
Lineage: Eukaryota; Fungi; Ascomycota; Dothideomycetes; Dothideales; Saccotheciaceae
Exons: 1
Coding region: 1-1476 (491 amino acids)
Source: RefSeq, a predicted model, not a curated record